Molecule: messenger RNA, 2801 nt
Organism: Nymphalis io (European peacock)
Lineage: Eukaryota; Metazoa; Arthropoda; Insecta; Lepidoptera; Nymphalidae
Exons: 4
Coding region: 216-1052 (278 amino acids)
Cellular component (GO): mitochondrion
Molecular function (GO): glycine N-acyltransferase activity
Source: RefSeq, a predicted model, not a curated record
UUCAACAGACGCUAGACAGCAGAAUUAAUUAGUUCAGUCCGAGAGAUUAAGCAUAAAUUUAGUUUGCCUUCAAGUAUUUUUAUGAUACUGAGAUAAGAUUGUACCAUUUUUAUAUAUGCUAUACAUUGGGAGUGAACUUUGUAGUGUUAUAACUAGAGUAAGACGCACUCACAGCGCGUUGACGUUUGGACUACGUAAUAUUAUUGAAUUGAACAAUGUGUACUGAGCCGUUGCAAUUGAUGCAAAUACAAAAAUGGAAAGACUUGAAAUCGGCAGCUCUCUCUGACUGGCCUAGGAGUAUUUCUAUGUACACACUCAUAGAAACUGAGGAACACAUUCUGGAACUUGGAAUUGAUUACGGUUUCAAGGUUUACUGUCCAUAUGGCGAUGUGAAUAAUGGAAUCGUUGCUCUUAAUGUGAAGAACCAAUUAUAUGAAGUUAUAGUCCAAUGCCCCAAAGAUGAUACCACAAACCUUGAGCAAGCUUUACUAACGACUUCGCUUAUUGACUGGACUCAACCACUGGAAGUUCCUUUUGCUCCUGUACAUGUUGCAGAAUGUGUAAAUAGGAUAAUAUAUAAAAAGAAUUGCAAGAUAGAUCAUAUUACCAUGACACAAACAUUCUUAUUGAAUAAAGAUUCGCCUUUAUUUGAUUUAAGCUUGGCUCCAGAACUCUCAUUCGAGCGCCUCACCCUAGACUGCGUAAACUUAGUUAAUACAACUUGGCCUCACAAAAUCCCCGGUUCCGAAUGGUACUUCGAGUUGCUUAUCAAGGCUAACUUGGGUUAUGGACUGUUUAAGAGUGGCGAACUCAUAGCAUGGUCGUUUAUAAAGGAAAUGGGUGCACUUGGACACUUGUACACCGUGGAAAAUCAUAGAAGGAAAGGUUAUGGUGAAUUAGUUCUUAAACUUAUAUCUAAUAUAUUGUUGAACGAUAAUAAAUGCGUGUUUGCAUACUGUAUUGCGGGAAAUGUUAAGGCAAGUAAUUUGUACAAGAAACUCGGUUUCGCCAGUGUUCUAAACGUUCAUUGGUGUAAUUUUGUACCGAAUUAGAUAUAUAUUUUAAAUAAAUGACAGAUAAAAAAAAACAUUUUAAAAAGAGAUCUUUCUUUUCAAUUGAGUAAAUUUGAGCCGAGAUGACAUCGUCAUCAUCUCGUCCUCGGCGAUGUCAGAUGAAAAUCUUAUUUACCCAUACUUAUUUUAGCUGCGUUAUUUUUACUUUUAUAAUAUUAGUGUAGUUAUUUUUAUGGGCCAAAUACAUGGGCCACUUCUAGAUAUGCUAUUUUUAUUAAGUGAUAAUACAUACCUGACUGAUUCCUGGCUAGCUAAGAAUGCCUCGACAGGAUGAGUGUUCCUGUUAACAAUUAAUUUGCUAUCGGGAUCUGCAGCUCUGUAAGUUAGCCAUUAAACCAAAGAGGCAAUUAGUUUCAUUAAGUAAACUAAUUGUAAUUCAUAAAAUACUUAAAACUAUAAUCAAAAUCGUAUAUAUUACAGAAUUUGGUAUUUCAUAAUCAAAUAUUAUAUAAUAACAGUUCUAUUCACACAAAACAAAUUAUUCUAAUACAAAUAUUUAGGUUAAAUUCUUAAGUUUUCAAUAAUGAUAAUGAUUAGAAAUUUAUGACAAAACGUUUGAAGCGAAACCGAUCCCUUUAUAUUUAUAGUAUAUUAUGUAAUAUUUAUUUCCGUGUCAUAAAGGUGUGAUAUUAUGAGAAAAAUAUUAUAAUAGGUAUAUUCCAAUACCUUUGAGAAGCCGCAACAGAUAUUGCAUGACGGGCUUGUGACGUAACACAAAUAGAAAUACCAACAUUUUAUGAUAUAUGUACGAGCUGCCCGUCCCGAUUUAGUACAGUUGAAAAAAGAGCAAUAUGACUUACAUUUUAAUUUGUUAAAAAAAAUUAUACUUGAAAACCUAUCUCGUCUAAUCUAAAUAAUCUACUUAAACAGACAAUAAAAUGAUCAAUAUCGGUCCAGCCGCUUAGAAGUUAAUUUUCAAUAAAAAAAUGGGUAUUCCAUUUUUAAAUUUUGGUCGAUCGAUGUAUUAUGAUAUAAUCUGUCUUUAUGUAAAAAUUAUUACUAUGACAUAUGUUCAAUUAUUUAUUCUCUUUGUUGUUUAAACACAAAAAUAAUACUGGUAGAGCGCAUUGAUUUAAACAAACUCACUCUUUAUAUAUUUUUCUUAAUAUAUACUUUAUAUAGGAGUAUAUUUACUACGCUAUCUUACAAGUAUGAACUGAAACAAACUAAUAUGAAGCUAAUCAAAUCAAACAAACAAGUUUACUCAACGUUCAUUACGCAAAGUCAAUCUUAUUAAGUGUAAUACCCUUGUAAUAUAAUUGCAGAUAAAGUGCAACAUGGUAUUGCUAAAUAAUGUUUUUCAUUGAAUUGUUCUCAUGACGAUCAAAACGGGGGUUUUUAUGUCUCGUCGCGAUCACAUAUGUAUUAUCUGUCAAUGAGAACAUGAACAUUAAUUAGGUAUUAAUGGACCAAAUUAAAGAGGAGGGAUCAAUAGUAUUAUCACUAUGUAGAACAACUAUAAAAUGAUAUAGCAUUAUAUUUAACUUUGGAUCUUUUUGUUUUGAUAAUGUUGCUUGCAUAUGUAUAAACAGACAUAUUUCAUUUAUAUAGUAACGAUGACAAUCGUUAUAUAAACACGAGGAGUAAAGAUUAACUUGUAACAACUAAUUUCUGACUUAAAUAAAUCCUCCCGGGAGCUCGGUAUUCGUUUCUAUAAUAAGCAUUUAUUAUUUAAGUAAUGUGUAUGAAUCACGAUCGAUCUAACGAAUAAAGCAUUUAUAAGAAAUA